GCUCGAUAGACACGACCUGAGCACCACCUCCACAACAAGCCAGGCGCAAGUUACCGAGCAGGGUGUUCGCCGACACCCGAUUGAUCGGGUUCAACAUGCUGUCCGGAUGGAGCGCCCCUGGUGCGUGGGUGCCCCCUACCAUGUCAGUCGUGACCAGGUUUGCGUGGACCAACGACACCAGAGUGUUGUAGGUGGUGGCUUCCAAACGCGACAUGCGCAAGCGUGUCACUCCCCAGUGUGGAGCCGGG
Nannochloropsis gaditana CCMP526 is the source of this 248-nucleotide messenger RNA. Its product is annotated as fbox protein. The transcript has a single exon. The record is from RefSeq and is a predicted model, not a curated record. The annotation marks the transcript as partial.